AUGAUAGAUUACGUCCAGGAGAUCAUCUCUUCAAGAAAGGUUCGCAAGAUCAACUCCAAGUCCGAUCGAAACUUAAGAGAUCAUGAUAUGAUCACAGAAAGAGUCCAUAACAACGGAAUUAAAAUUGAUUUUGUUUCUGAAUACAUUGACAGGAAAUUUGGACUUCAUGUCACAACGGCCCCAUUAUUGGCUUUUGCUGCAGAAAUGUCAAACAAAUAUUGCAUCAAGCUAGACAGAUUGGCAAAAAGAAAUCGUGAUGCCCUUCUUUGCUGGUAUUCAGAAAACUGGGAUACAGUUUUUCCACAUCUCAAUGAUAUAGCUAUUUAUCUCCCAAAGUGCAAGAUUCAGAAUUUUACAAAUUCAUCCGAGAUUCAAAUCGAAUCUAGAUACUUAAUGCACAAUAUGGAUGUACAACACUUUGAUCCAUCAGACCUCACCCAGCUUUUGAAUUAUCAUUAA
Molecule: messenger RNA, 459 nt
Organism: Trichomonas vaginalis G3
Lineage: Eukaryota; Parabasalia; Trichomonadida; Trichomonadidae
Exons: 1
Coding region: 1-459 (152 amino acids)
Source: RefSeq, a predicted model, not a curated record